Lymnaea stagnalis (great pond snail) is the source of this 306-nucleotide messenger RNA. The record is from the annotation of a GenBank genome assembly. Lineage: Eukaryota; Metazoa; Mollusca; Gastropoda; Lymnaeidae.
GGCCGACUCAUGAUGGUAGACAAUAUAGAAAAGCUACAAUUUUUAGACAACUACACAUCAACACAUAACAUUUAUCGCAUUUGGAUAGGAUUAGACGACAUGGCAACUGAGAGCGUCUACAUGUGGUCUGACCAAACACAAGCCAACAUGUCCGAAAUUUUAACUCUUUUCAUUCAAGGAGAACCAAACAAUGACUUAGGCAUUGAGGACUGUGUCGAGUUUAGGCGUAAAUCAAAAUCAGCUAGUGGUCUCAACGAUACUCCUUGCGAUUAUUAUCGUCCCUUUAUUUGUGAACACGUUGUUUAG